CCAGACGGGAAGGGUGGAACUAAAAACAUAAAGGAUUUAAAGAUUUGGAAGCCGGGAGCUUGGACGGAGCAGGACUGGGAACCCGUAGCCAAGAGUGUGGUGUUGAGAACACGGAUUCUAGAGUUCGUUUCCCUGCAACACUGUUCCCUUCUUCCGUGACUCAGUUUCCUCUUCGGUAAAUCGGAGAUGAGGACGUAAAAUAGUGGGUAGCACAUGGGGAGGGCUCGUUUGCUACUAUUACCAUUUCUUCCUGACCCAGAUCCCAAACCCCGCUUUGAAGGUGCGAGAGAGAGGAUACCCAGAAGUCCAUUCCUUUCUAGAAACUCGACCUGAGUGCAGGUCAGGAUAUAAGGAGAUUUAGGUGGUUUAAAGUCUCACAGUGGAGGGGAUUAAUGCGGGGGGGUGGGGCGGGCAGGUGCAGAGGGCGGAGCCUUCCUGAUCCCAGGGCCAAAGGAUGGCAGCCUUCGCCCGCCUGCUGGAGCGUCUCUUCUGGCCAGCUCGCAAAGAAGAGGAGGCAGAGGAGGAGGAAGGGGAGGGGCGCAGGACUCCCCACGGGCCUCAGUUCCUCCUGGACGCGCCGCGAUGCGCCCAGCGGCCGCACGGGGGUGCGGCGGCGUCCUGGGGCCUGCGCUUCGGGGCGAGCGCAGCGCAGGGCUGGCGCGCGCACAUGGAGGACGCGCACUGCGCUUGGCUUGCGUUACCGGGACUGCCCCCGGGCUGGGCUUUCUUCGCCGUCCUCGAUGGCCACGGCGGGUCGCGAGCUGCCCUCUUCGGCGCGCGCCACCUGCCGGGCCACGUGUUGGAGGCGCUGGGACCCGCGCCGGGCGAGCCGGAGGGCGUGUGCGAGGCGCUGCGCCGCGCCUUCCUGAGCGCAGACGCACGCCUGCGCGCUCUCUGGCCCCGCGGCGAGCCGGGCGGCUCCACCGCCGUGGCUUUGCUCGUCUCCCCGCGCUUUCUGUACCUGGCACACUGCGGUGACUCCCGCGCGGUGCUGAGUCGCGCUGGCGCCGUGGCCUUCAGCACCGAGGACCAUAGGCCCCUCCGACCGCGGGAACGCGAGCGCAUCCACGACGCGGGCGGCACCAUCCGCCGCCGGCGCCUCGAGGGCUCUCUGGCUGUGUCCCGGGCACUGGGCGACUUUGCCUACAAAGAGGCUCCGGGAAGGCCCCCUGAGCUGCAGCUCGUUUCCGCGGAGCCUGAAGUGACCGCCCUGGCACGCCAGGCCGAGGACGAGUUCAUGCUCCUGGCCUCUGACGGCGUGUGGGACGCGAUGUCUGGCGCUGCCUUGGCGGAACUGGUGGCAUCGCGCCUCUGCUUGGGCCUGGCCCCAGAGCUUCUGUGCGCACAGCUGUUGGACACGUGUCUGUGCAAGGGCAGCCUGGACAACAUGACCUGCAUCCUGGUCUGCUUCCCGGGCGCCCCCAGGCCUCAUGAGGAGGCGAUCAGGAAGGAGCAAGAGCUGGACGCAGUCCUGGGCCGCAGGGUCGCCGAGCUGUGUUCCUCUGCCCAGGAGCCCCCCAGCCUGAACACGGUUUUCAGGACUCUGGCCUCAGAGGACAUCCACGAUUUACCUCCCGGGGGGGGUGUCUACUGCAAGGCCUCGCUCUGCUUUCCAGGGCCGCUGUCAUCGCUGAAGCCUAUUCUCAGCUCUGCCAGGCCUCAGGAGAGCGCCGGGAGAAGGGGCAGAACAGGGCUGGGCAGCCCACUGGCACGCAUUCAAGCUCUGCUCUGGACUUGAAGACAUGACAGCUUUGGGGACCCUUUGCCCAGUUGGGGUCUCAACGGAACUAAGGAACAAAACUGCCUUUUUCCAGCUAUGCAGACUAGCGGAAGGAAGAUAAGCCGAUGGAGGAACCCCACAAAGCUUAUUUCCCCAUCUCCUACUUCCCUCUCACAGAAAGUCUUAUGAGAGGGGAAAUUCCACUCAUCAUCUAGACUUAAAAAUAAAAUCCCAAACCCAAUGUUUCUGAAAUAUUUAGAGCUGAACGGACCCUGAGAGAUCACCUAGUUCAAGAACCUUCUCUGCCCCUUCCCAUUUUUCAUGUUUUCAGGUGAGGUAGGAAAGAGUCUUAAUUGUUAAAUUUUAAUUACAUAAUUCAAAAUACAUUUUUCUGCUUGGGAAAAAAACACCA
Molecule: messenger RNA, 2132 nt
Organism: Equus caballus (horse)
Lineage: Eukaryota; Metazoa; Chordata; Mammalia; Perissodactyla; Equidae
Gene: PPM1N
Product: protein phosphatase, Mg2+/Mn2+ dependent 1N (putative)
Biological process (GO): protein dephosphorylation
Cellular component (GO): nucleoplasm
Molecular function (GO): magnesium ion binding; manganese ion binding; protein serine/threonine phosphatase activity
Source: RefSeq, a predicted model, not a curated record